Contarinia nasturtii (swede midge) is the source of this 1544-nucleotide messenger RNA. It is a transcript of the gene beta3GalTII, whose product is annotated as beta-1,3-galactosyltransferase 6. NCBI's taxonomy places the organism in Eukaryota, Metazoa, Arthropoda, Insecta, Diptera, Cecidomyiidae. Bases 192 to 1379 code for a protein of 395 amino acids. The record is from RefSeq and is a predicted model, not a curated record. The transcript has 2 exons. Gene Ontology annotation, biological process: glycosaminoglycan biosynthetic process. Gene Ontology annotation, molecular function: UDP-galactosyltransferase activity. Gene Ontology annotation, cellular component: membrane.
AUAAAAAAUGCUAUUUGCGUUCAAAUCAAAUGACAUUAGUGCUUGUAUUAAUAUGUAAACAGACUUGCAGCGUAGUAUUUGUUUGACAACUAAAAAUUGAAAACUGUUUGAGGUUAGGUGAUACUUUUGACAGAAGUCAUAAAAUAGGAAUCAACGUUCACAUCAUCGUCAUCUGUGUUGUGCCAUUCAAAAUGAUUUUGUGUCGAAAAAGAGCAUUUUUUUUUAAUUUACUAACGCUUGGGCUGGCUUUUAUUGCUGGUUGCACCAUAACCUUAUCAGUGAUCAAUGUGAAAAAUUGUAAAACCGAUUUUGAACGGCAACAUUUGACGUCAAAUCACAAUGUUUCAACAAGUGCAAUAUUUCUGGUGAUUGUCGUAUUAUCGGCACCGAAAAACAUAGACCAACGUAAUACCAUUCGACAAACAUGGUUGAAUCUUAAGCCAAAAAUCGAUGAAUCUCAUGUCGGUCACCGCAUCGACAAUUUCGAUUCGUUGGAAUUUGACCACAGUGGAUUUUUGCAACAAGACAGUAUUGCUCAGCAGAGCUCUAUGCUUGACGAUUUCAAGGAAAAAAUGUCAAAAGCAAUUUAUAAGCCAAUGUUGGAAGAUUUAAAUGUGAAAAUUUUACACUAUUUUGUAAUUGGCACCGAAAAUUUACCAUUCAUCGAAUUGAAUAAGCUUGAGAAAGAGCAUGCAAAACAUAAUGAUUUGCUAUUUUUGAGUGGCUUAAGUGAUUCAUACACAAAUCUCACGUUAAAACUAUUGAAGACAAUCGAAGCAGUUAGCAAUAUUGGAACGUUUGAAUAUAUGCUAAAAGUCGAUGAUGAUACAUAUGUUAAACUCGACUAUUUACUGCAAGAUUUACAUCGAUAUGACAAGCUUAUCAAGCGUAAACAAUCGACAGAAAACACAAUAAAACCAGAACUUUACUGGGGUUAUUUCAAUGGUCGUGCAACAGUCUUGAAGCAGGGACAAUGGAAAGAGUUGAAUUUUAAUCUAUGUGAUCGCUAUUUGCCAUAUGCUCUGGGCGGUGGUUAUGUUAUUUCAAAGAAUUUAGUGCAUUUCGUGGCUCAAAAUCAUAAAACGUUGAAUCGAUACGUCAGCGAAGAUAUAUCAAUGGGCGUUUGGUUAAGCUCACUUCGGAAUGUCUAUAAAAAACAUGAUCCCCGCUUUGAUACCGCUUAUCUGCCAAGAAAAUGUCAAAACUAUCAUAUUGUAUUGCAUAAACGUACUCCUUCAAAUAUGAGAGACAUUUAUCGAGGUCUUCUAUGCACAUUUAAACAAGCAAAUGCCACCAACAUCCAACGACCAAAGGAAUAUUUCUACGAUUGGAGCAGCUCUCCAACACACUGUUGUGAUACAUUUGUCGAUCAAUUUUAAAACAAGUCUGUUUACCAUAGUCAAUGAUUCGAAGCUCUGUGAUUUAUAAAAUUCGACCAAGCAAUGCAAGUGAUAACCGAACAUGGUGGCAAGUAUUCGUUGGUAAGCGUAGCUAGAUUAUAUUUGGACCAUUUACUGGCGCAGAAGAAAUACGAUGAAGCCGCU